AACAAAAAAAAACGCAUUGUACCAAAUUAACAAAAAAUAAAAGGAAACAGUAAACGAAAGUGUCGUCCUACAAAGCCUAAAACCUUGGGAAAGAGAAAGACGAAUAUUUUCAGUUAGGGCCAAGUCCAACCCAAUUAUCUAUUCUUCUUCUUCGCCACUCUCUUUGCUUUAUCCUUUCCCGGAGUUACCCUUCCCCUACUACAUCUCCAUCGAACCUCGGCUUUGCUUUCCCACCCCAUCUCUCUCCAUUUCCAUGGAGUUUGAGGUGAGACACGUAGCAGGAGUACAAGACUGCUUUGUAUCUCUUCCUCUACUACUUAUCCAAACCCUUCAAUCAACGCGCUCUUCUCUCCUCCCUCCCCUUCUCUCUCUCGAGCUUCGCCUCCCAAGCGAAUCCGCCCACCCCUGGAUCGUUGCUUGGUCCGGCGCUACGUCUUCUUCCACCGCUAUUGAGGUUUCUCAACAAUUCGCCGAAUGUAUAUCGUUGCCAAAUCGUGCCAACGUUCAAGUACGAGCUACUUCUAAUUUGGCUAAGGCUACAUUAGUCACAAUUGAACCUCAUACCGAGGAUGAUUGGGAAGUUUUAGAGCUUAACUCUGAGCAAGCUGAAGCUGCUAUAUUAAACCAGGUCAGGAUUCUCCAUGAAGGAAUGCGAUUUCCUCUGUGGUUGCAUGGCCGUACGAUCAUAACCUUCCUUGUGGUUUCAACCUUUCCCAAGAAAGCAGUGGUUCAACUUGUUCCUGGAACCGAAGUUGCCGUCGCUCCAAAGAGACGUAAGAAAAAUUUAAACAACAUGGAAUCAUCUACUGGAGAAUCUCAGGGUGCAAAAGCACUACUACGCAUACAAGAUUCAGACAGAAGAUUGUUUCAUAAAUGUAAUGUCAAAGGUGUUGAGCUAGGGGUAGCACUUACUUCUGUUGCCUUUAUUCAUCAAGAAACAGCUAAAAGAUUUUCAUUGGAGUCUCUUCAGUUGGUUAUUAUGGUGCCAAGAUUAUCAUCCAAAGAGAGCGUGAAUAAUCUGGAAAAUGAUGCCUCGAGAAUGAAAGGAAGUCUAACUUCGAAGGAAGUAAAUGGUGGAAUUUCAACUGAUAACAAGGAAUUUCGUCAAGUGAUUGUUCGCCUUUUAAUUUCAGAUUCUGUUGCUAAAGGACAUAUAAUGAUUACUCGCUCUCUUCGACUUUAUUUGAGAGCAGGACUACAUUCAUGGGUUUAUUUAAAGGGGUAUAAUGUUGCUUUGAAGAAGGAAAUUCCUGUACUUUCACUUUCUCCAUGCCAUUUUAAGAUGGUUGCAAAUAAUAAGGCUCUUGGUAAUGGGCUUGAAGUGCUUGAUGGCCAUAAAACUCUUAGGACAAAAAAUUCACUUCCUAUAUCUGGUUCAGGAACCUCUUUGGAGGUAGUAAAUUGGUCAAUCCAUGAUAAUGUUGUUGCUGCUCUUUCUUGUGAAUUUACUGGCCAAGAUGGUGAAGACUCCAGUCAUCAAGACACUAAGAAGGGCUUAGAGUGUCUUCUUCAGACAUGGUUUCUUGCUCAACUUGAUGCUAUAGCUUCAAUUGCAGGGAUGGAAGUUAAUACAUUGGUUUUGGGAAAUGAAAAUCUACUUCACUUUGAGGUGAAUAGAUAUGAUUCUGGGGCUUAUGGACUUGUCUCAUCUAAUGGUUUUUCAGAGAAGAGAAAUAAGACAAAAGAUUUGUCAAUGGAAAUUUCAUACAUAUUAACCAUCUCAGAGGAAACACUGCACGGUGGAAAGGUUAAUGCAUAUGAACUUGCCCUUGAUGAUAAAAACAAGACGAAUAAUGUUCAGGGAGGUGUAGAGUUGUUUGGAAAGCUAAAUUUGGGUAACCCUGUGUCCUUGUAUUCUGUUAAAGACAGAAAAUCUGUCAAGGGGUUUAGUACAAAUGUAUCUUCAUUAAGCUGGAUGGGUGCGACUGCUUCUGAUGUUAUCAAUAGAAUGAUGGUGUUGCUAUCUCCUGCUUCUGGAAUUUGGUUUAGUACGUACAAUCUUCCUCUCCCAGGACAUGUUCUAAUAUAUGGACCUGCGGGUUCUGGAAAGACAUUAUUGGCAAGAGCUGUUGCAAAGUCCCUUGAAGAACAAGAAGACCUGUUAGCUCAUGUAAUCUUUAUAUGUUGCUCACAACUUGCUUUAGAGAAGCAUGUGACCAUUCGUCAAGCUCUUUCAAGUUUCAUAUCUGAAGCUCUUGAUCAUGCACCUUCAGUUGUCAUUUUUGAUGAUCUUGAUAGCAUCAUCCAAUCUUCAUCUUACUCAGAAGGAUCCCAGCUUUCAACCUCAGUUGUUGCACUUACUAACUUUCUCACUGACAUUAUGGAUGAAUAUGGGGUAUAUAUCUUUGUGAUGCCCAUAUGUCCCUCAUUUCCCUAUUUGGAAAAGAGGAAGAGCUCCUGUGGUAUUGGUCCAAUAGCUUUUAUAGCUUCUGUGCAAUCUCUGGAGAGUAUCCCCCAAUCUUUGAGCUCAUCAGGAAGGUUUGACUUUCAUGUGCAACUGCCUGUACCUGCUCCCUCUGAACGUGGGGCCAUAUUGAAGCAUGAAAUUCAGAGGCGUUCCCUACAAUGUCAUGAUGAUAUCUUAAUGGAUGUAGCUUCCAAAUGUGAUGGAUAUGAUGCAUAUGAUCUGGAAAUAUUGGUUGAUAGAGCUGUUCAUGCUGCCAUUGGUCGAUUUUUACCUUCUGAUUCUGGCUCUGAGGAACACAUGAAGCCUGUACUAGUUAGGGAUGAUUUCUCUCAAGCUAUGCAUGAUUUCCUUCCAGUUGCCAUGCGUGACAUUACUAAAUCUGCUCCUGAAGUUGGUCGCUCUGGUUGGGAUGACGUUGGUGGUCUUAAUGACAUUCAGGAUGCUAUCAAAGAGAUGAUUGAACUGCCUUCAAAGUUCCCAAAUAUAUUUGCACAAGCUCCUUUAAGGUUGCGAUCUAAUGUUCUCUUGUAUGGUCCUCCUGGCUGUGGCAAGACUCACAUUGUUGGUGCUGCUGCUGCUGCUUGUUCACUAAGAUUUAUAUCGGUGAAAGGGCCUGAGCUACUGAACAAAUACAUUGGUGCUUCUGAGCAAGCUGUUCGAGAUAUUUUUUCAAAGGCAGCUGCUGCAGCACCAUGCCUCCUCUUUUUUGAUGAAUUUGAUUCCAUUGCCCCUAAAAGAGGGCAUGACAACACUGGAGUAACUGAUCGAGUUGUUAAUCAAUUCCUAACUGAAUUAGAUGGUGUCGAAGUCUUGACUGGUGUAUUUGUGUUUGCUGCAACAAGUAGACCAGAUCUACUUGAUGCUGCAUUGUUGAGACCAGGUAGGCUUGAUCGCCUCCUUUUCUGUGAUUUUCCAUCUCAGCGUGAGAGGUUGGAUAUUCUGACUGUUCUUUCUAGAAAGCUACCAUUGGCCAGGGAUGUUGAUUUAGGCGCCAUAGCUUAUAUGACAGAAGGAUUUAGUGGAGCUGAUCUCCAAGCUCUUCUUUCAGAUGCGCAGCUCGCUGCAGUUCAUGAACAUUUGAACAGUGCGAAUAGCAAUGAGCCUGGAAAAAUGCCAGUCAUAACUGAUGGUGUUCUGAAGUCUAUUGCUUCGAAAGCAAGACCGUCAGUUUCAGAAUCUGAGAAGAAGAGACUUUAUGGCAUCUACAGUCAGUUUCUGGAUUCGAAGAGAUCCGUCGGUGCACAGUCGAGGGAUUCUAAAGGCAAGAGGGCAACGCUGGCAUGACCAAUAGAAAGAGUCAUCGCUGCCCAUUUUUCGUGGAAUUGAAAGAUCUACGUUGGAUUCCUCUUUUUUCUUUUCAAUUUUAUACCUAAAUCAUUCUUUCAAACCUGAAUCCAUGAAGGUUGAGGAUAGUUUUGGUGUCGCAAUUGUUGUAUGUUAAAAAAAUUCUACGUUGUUCUUGCCAUGGAUGGUGACGCUUGAUUAAUUCCCUUGUUUCAAAACAAGGGCCAAUAGAAUAAUGGGCUUAAACAGGUAUCUUGCAGGUAUCUGGGUAAGGCCGGGCCCAGAAUAUAUUGAAUAUUAGUUAUUUAUGUAUUUUAAUCAAAAUGUGAAUCACUUUUUUAUUUUUAUUUUAGGGCAGU
This is a messenger RNA of Durio zibethinus, 4050 nucleotides long. It is a transcript of the gene PEX1, whose product is annotated as peroxisome 1. Gene Ontology annotation, cellular component: peroxisomal membrane; peroxisome; cytosol. Gene Ontology annotation, biological process: protein import into peroxisome matrix. Gene Ontology annotation, molecular function: ATP hydrolysis activity; ATP binding. The record is from RefSeq and is a predicted model, not a curated record. Lineage: Eukaryota; Viridiplantae; Streptophyta; Magnoliopsida; Malvales; Malvaceae.